UUGUGCUUUUUAAUAUUUAUGACGUCCGCAGGUUCUAGGGAAGAAUCUGCACGAACACAUCAAAACUUUUUGACGCUUUUGUAUAGCGCAGCGAUAACUUUGCUCUUCUCCCUUUACUGCACUAACUCUGAUUUCGAGGUAAAUAAUUGUGCUAAAAUUAUUCUGGGUCAGAAGCAGGAAAACCUUUUCCGGUAGAAAGCCCACCUUCCUCUCACGUUGCGCAUGCCCAGUGUGCCCUGCUGCUUUGCUUUGCUUUCCUGCAUCUCAGCCUCUGUCACCAGGUAAGGGCAUUCUGGAAGAUGAGUUUCGGUGUGCCGGCUCAAACAGAACUCUGGGGGUCCCAAGAGCUUUCGGAUAUGCAAAAGAGGAAGGACUGAUUGGUCUCGACUUAAGCAUAUCCCUCCCACCCACCACGGUCAAGAACCACGGUGCACAACGCAGUCAUCUCCACUGGAGGGGCGCUAAUGAAGACAGGAUGACAGGCGAGAAAAAGAACUACAACUCCCAGCAUGCAGCGCGCAGCGCGGUUCCUGGAGAGGCCGGCUGUGCACUUGAGCCGGGUCUCCGCCCAGAUUCUGGGCCGACAGCGGUGGGCUGACAAGGUGAGCGUCUGGCGCAGGAUGUAAGUCAGCAGUGAGGUGUGAUCCGGAGACCUGGGCAUGCCGGGAAGUCAGGGCUCAGAGACCCAGCUCGCCGGCCCUAGUGGACACCUAGAGUCCUAUCCCCGGUGUCCCCACUGGACCACACAUCCGGACGUGACGCUACCGCGGAGGAGGCAGGGAGAGGAGGAGCGUCGCGGUGACGUCCUCCCAAGAUGGCGGUGAGAGAGUGAAGAAACUGUUUCCCUUGGGCGGAUACGGAUCAAGGGUAAAAUACCAUUCUGAUAUCAAAAUGCAGUAUUCACACCACUGUGAGCACCUUUUAGAGAGACUGAAUAAACAACGAGAAGCAGGAUUUCUUUGUGACUGUACCAUAGUGAUUGGAGAAUUCCAGUUCAAGGCGCAUAGGAAUGUGCUUGCCUCCUUUAGUGAGUAUUUUGGUGCGAUCUACAGAAGCACUUCUGAGAACAAUGUUUUUCUUGAUCAGAGUCAGGUGAAGGCUGACGGAUUUCAGAAACUGUUGGAGUUUAUAUAUACAGGAACUUUAAAUCUCGACAGUUGGAAUGUUAAGGAAAUCCACCAGGCUGCUGACUAUCUCAAAGUAGAAGAGGUAGUAACGAAAUGUAAAAUAAAGAUGGAGGAUUUCGCCUUCAUUGCUAGUCCCUCUUCUACAGAAAUAUCUAGUAUUACGGGGAACAUCGAGUUGAAUCAACAGACCUGUCUUCUUACUCUUCGAGAUUAUAACAAUCGGGAGAAAUCAGAAGUCUCCACAGACUCAGUUCAGGCAAACCCUAAACAACGGGCAUUGACAAAGAAAUCGUCUCAAAGUAAAAAGAAGAAAAAGGCCUUCAAUUCCCAGAACCCAGGGCGAGCUAAAGCACUGCAACACCACAGUAGUGUUUCAGAGAGUGCGUCUGUCGAGUUAUUCCUGGAUGCGAACAAGUUGUCCCCACCUGCAGUAGAACAAGUCAUUCACGGAAAUGACACUUCAGAACUUGAGUUGACCUCAGUUGUGGAGAAUACUUUUCCUGCACAAGAUAUUGUGCAAACUGUUACAGUCAAACGGAAACGUCGAAAAUCACAGUCACAUUGUGCCCUGAAAGAACACUCCAUGUCUAACAUAGCCAGUGUAAAGAGUCCGUAUGAGCUGGAGAACGCCGGGGAAGAGCUGGACCCAAGGUAUUCCAAGGCCAAGCCAAUGUGUAACACGUGUGGGAAGGUGUUUUCAGAAGCCAGCAGCCUGAGAAGGCACAUGAGAAUACACAAAGGAGUCAAGCCGUAUGUCUGCCACUUGUGUGGAAAGGCGUUUACCCAGUGCAACCAGCUGAAAACUCAUGUGAGGACUCACACAGGGGAAAGGCCAUAUAAAUGUGAACUGUGUGAUAAAGGAUUUGCUCAGAAAUGCCAGCUGGUCUUCCAUAGUCGCAUGCAUCAUGGUGAGGAAAAACCCUAUAAAUGUGAUGUGUGCAAUUUACAGUUUGCAACUUCUAGCAAUCUCAAGAUUCAUGCAAGGAAACACAGUGGAGAAAAGCCAUAUGUCUGUGAUAGGUGUGGGCAGAGAUUUGCCCAGGCCAGCACCCUGACCUAUCAUGUCCGCAGGCACACUGGAGAAAAGCCUUACGUGUGCGACACCUGCGGAAAGGCCUUUGCCGUCUCUAGCUCUCUCAUCACUCAUUCUCGGAAACACACAGGUGAAAAACCAUACAUAUGUGGUAUUUGUGGGAAAAGUUUUAUCUCCUCAGGAGAGCUCAACAAACACUUUCGAUCCCAUACAGGAGAACGACCAUUUAUCUGUGAAUUAUGUGGAAAUUCUUACACUGACAUUAAAAACUUAAAGAAGCAUAAAACAAAGGUCCAUUCUGGUACAGAUAAAAAUGCAGAUUGCAGUGUAGAUGACCAUGCUGUAAGUGAACAAGACUCCAUACAGAGAAGUCCUUUGUCAGAAACGCUAGAUGUGAAGCCUUCUGAUAUGACUCUACCCUUAGCGCUUCCUCUUGGGACUGAGGACCACCAUAUGCUUCUACCUGUCACGGAUAGUCAGUCUCCUACAUCAGACACACUGCUGAGGUCAACUGUGAAUGGAUAUUCGGAACCACAGUUGAUUUUUUUACAACAAUUAUAUUGACUUUGAGGACAUGGAAUUGCUAAGGCAUCCUUGGCAGUAAAUGUAAACAUGUCUGGUAAGGUGCAUAUUCAUAUGGACUCCCACUCAGUUGAGCUGUGUGACCACUAGUUUUUAUUCACGGAAGUAAAAGCACCGAUUCUGAUACUGCAUCAGUCAGUGCUUGUUCUGGCUUUGACUUCCAUUGUAAACAACCAGCCUGUCAAGGAGCGACUUCUACCAUGGUGGCCCUGUUUUGGGUGGGUAAGUUUUAGACACUGUUAAAGCUGCCUUAAUUCCAUCUCUUUUGCAUUGUAGACUUACUUGUUCCUUAGGUAGAAUCUGCCCUGUGGGUUUUUCGUUGUUCUCUCCUUGCUGUUUAAACAAAGUCUGCAGUAAUAACAACUUCAAAGUGUUUGUUUGUGAGGCCUGUGGACCAGUGUGGAAACUUUCGGAGGGAUUGGAGUUCAUGUUUAUGUCUGAACAUUUAGAUACUAAGGAAGACUUGUGCUAUUUAUUAAUAUAUUCCUUUAGAGGUAACUUUUCUAAUGAGGCCAAACGAAGUAUUUCUCUUAAAACCCAGAAAAUGUGUGUACAUUUUUGUUCAUUUAGAGUGAAUUCAGUAUUCAAGAAAACCAGU
Molecule: messenger RNA, 3340 nt
Organism: Rattus rattus (black rat)
Lineage: Eukaryota; Metazoa; Chordata; Mammalia; Rodentia; Muridae
Gene: Mynn
Product: myoneurin
Exons: 8
Coding region: 892-2724 (610 amino acids)
Biological process (GO): regulation of transcription by RNA polymerase II
Cellular component (GO): nucleus
Molecular function (GO): RNA polymerase II cis-regulatory region sequence-specific DNA binding; protein binding; DNA-binding transcription factor activity, RNA polymerase II-specific
Source: RefSeq, a predicted model, not a curated record